AUGGCGGGCUCAUCGAAUGCCAGCUUAUCCUUACCAGCCCCGGUAGAAAACCAAGCAGUUGUCUCGCUUUCGCUGCUCUCCGGCGGCUACCUUCACCUCCCAGGAAAUCUCUUCGUCGAGGGAGCCAGUGCAGAAGAAAUUCUAGUAUGCCCUUCCAUGUCAUGGCUGAUAACGCACCGUCCAACAAACACCAAAAUAAUUUUCGACCUGGGUUUACGAAGGGACAUUCAAAACUAUACCCCAAGCGUCUAUGAACGAUUAAAAACCGUUAUCCCGGUCGUUGUCAAGGAAGACGCAUUCGACAGUCUCGCCAAAGCGGGUAUCGACCCAGCCACCGACGUUGACAUCGUGAUGUUCUCCCAUCUUCACUACGACCAUAUCGGUGACCCAUCACGGUUCGGGCCUAAAACGAAAUUCGUUAUCGGCCCUGGGGCAGGAAACCUUCUCCGUGGUCCAAAAUCCUAUCCCGAUGAUCCACAUUCGCAUUUCGAUUCGAGACUGUUUCCACCAGAUCAGGUUGUUGAAUUACCCUCUCCUUCUUCGACGGCGGGUGCAAGUAAUCAGUUCUGGAAACCCCUAGGUCCAUUCUCCGCGGCUAGGGACUACUUCGGUGACGCGUCCAUGUUUAUAGUCGACUCUCCAGGCCAUCUGACCGGCCACAUCAACCUCCUAGUUCGCGUUCAACCGGAUAAAUGGAUGUAUCUUGCCGGUGAUACUGCUCACGAUGUCCGCAUUCUGGAGGGAACCCAUAAUUUUGCCGUAUAUCCCGACCCCUAUACCGGACGUCCCAAAUGCGCGCAUGCAGAUAAAGCUGCUGCUGGAGCGCAUGUAGGACGGGUAAGGAAGCUCAAGCAUAUGGGAGAUGUAGAAGUGGUUCUCGCCCAUGAUGCAGCUUGGUUUGACGAAAACAAGCACCGGUUCAGCGUGGCCGGGCCCUGA
This is a messenger RNA of Coccidioides posadasii C735 delta SOWgp, 939 nucleotides long. RefSeq lists its product as uncharacterized. The record is from RefSeq and is a predicted model, not a curated record. NCBI's taxonomy places the organism in Eukaryota, Fungi, Ascomycota, Eurotiomycetes, Onygenales, Onygenaceae.